Paraglomus brasilianum is the source of this 1164-nucleotide messenger RNA. Lineage: Eukaryota; Fungi; Glomeromycota; Glomeromycetes; Paraglomerales; Paraglomeraceae. The record is from the annotation of a GenBank genome assembly.
AUGGAUAAGUUUAAAGCAUUCUUUACAAACCAAACCGACUGCGUUUUUGCAAGUGUGUCGCCAGGUCUCGCUGUCGAUAACAAUGUCAUGCUUCAGCCAAAUGCCAUUCAAGUCGAAGAUAAUAAACACCUUAUCUCGACGUCGGAACAAGCAUAUGCUUCAUUAGACCAAUGUGAGCAAACUAGUGUAAAUACAAUGAAUCAAUCCAUGACGAACGGAAUACCGAGUCAACAAGAACUACAAUUGUUCGAGGCUGGCUACAAUUUCGUUCAGGCAACAAAUAAUGUAAAUACUUUUCAGACCGAACAGAAUCUAGAUGUAAUGCAAGAAAUACGACAGCUCAAAACUGAAAUGCUAGCGAUAAAGCGGGAGAACGAUCAGUUACGUGGAUCACCGUUUGUUCAGCAACCGGAUACUCUGAGAUCCGAAUGGCAAUGCAUGGGAUGUGACAGCAAGACUAGGAAAGACCUUAGCAUUCACGAGCCUAUAUUAAGGCUGUAUUGCUCCAUGCCAUGCUAUAAUGCCAACAAGGGCAAAUUGCAGACCCGCAUAGUUACAAUCGGCAAUGACAGCGCAGAGAUAGCAGAAAUUAAAAAGAUCUUUUGUUCUUCAGUCAAAGGCGCUGAAAUAUGCAUGUUUGCUCGAUUGGAAAUGCCAGAGGCUAUUGUUAAUAAACACAAUGAUUAUAAAAAACGGUUUGCUGAGCAAAACCAAAUUAGUGAAAAAAGUGUCACGCAGAGAAUGUUUCAUGGAACAAAAAUCAGGUGUACAAAUAAUUUAACUCAUCCCGAAAUCUGUAAGAAAAUCGGGUCUGGAGAACUUUGUAAGGAGGCUUGUGGACUAUGUGGUAUUAUCCAGUAUGGAGUUAGAACUGAGUUUUCCCGCUUUGGAAACAGUAGUCCAACGAUUUCCCACAGCUACUGUGGAAUAUCCAAUCCAAGGGCAAUGUUUGUUGUAGAUGUUGUUGCAACCAAUCAUUGCAAAAUUUUGACCGUUAAUCGAAAUGAGGCCACGCUUCCUCGUUACCUAAUUUUAUUCCAAGCCAGUAGAAAACGUGCUGCAUCUCAAAAUAUCUCAAGUUGCACACGUAUCAAACGAUGUAAACCUCCUUUGGCACAACCGGCAAAGGCAGUUUCGAAAGAGCAGCAGCUUAAUUUCCGGUAG